UGGCUGCAUCAUUGUCAUUGAAGAGCCGACUUUGGUUGCGGAACGACAACGAACCACUUCAACUACGUAUCCCUCAUCAUGUCAAUUUUAACCUUUUGGCGGUGUUGUACACGACCCGCUGCAGUUUUUGUGCAGCCCAGAUCUUCAGCUGCAUAUCACAAAAAGGUUAUUGAUCACUAUGAAAAUCCACGAAAUGUUGGCUCUCUCGAUAAAAAUGAAGUAAAUGUUGGAACAGGCUUGGUUGGAGCCCCUGCCUGUGGUGAUGUUAUGAAGCUUCAAGUGAAGGUAGAUGAAAAUGGCAAAAUAAUAGAUGCAAAAUUCAAAACUUUUGGCUGUGGCUCUGCCAUUGCUUCAUCAUCCCUAGCAACAGAAUGGAUCAAAGGGAAGUCGGUUGAUGAGGCUUUGAAAAUAAAAAAUGUGGACAUUGCCAAAGAGCUGAGUCUCCCACCUGUCAAGCUUCACUGUUCAAUGCUUGCAGAAGAUGCUAUCAAAGCAGCCCUAAGUGACUAUCGAAUCAAGCAGUCAUCUUUGGACAAAGCAGAGCAGUAAAUCUCAUCACUCCUUUUCUUUUAGUACAGUAAUUGUAAGCUAAUGUACCUCCUGUGAUGACGUAAAAAUAUUGUGCCUCAUUUAAUAUGAAAAAACAUGAGUUCCUUGGGAACUUGAAUAUUACUGUACUGUACGUAUUGUAUUUUAGUUUAAAGCUCAUGUCUACCUAAUUGUUUUGUGGAUAAAAUUAACAAGUAAGAAAACUUCUAUCUGAUAUUAUUGAUAUAAUUCAUUGUUCUACACAUUAUUUGAUUGUAAUAAUGUGAAAGAAAGGUUCUACACAUUAUUUCAUUGUAAUAAUGUGAAAGAAAAGUUGUAAAAUUUAUUUUUUGUAUUCAUGAUGACUGUAAAUAUAUUUAGUAUUGUAGCAAAUGACCAUUGUAGCAGUAGUUAUAUUACAAUAUGGUAUAGAGAUAAAAUUUAAUACAGCUUUGAAAUUAUUUGUCAA
This is a messenger RNA of Macrobrachium nipponense, 997 nucleotides long. It is a transcript of the gene IscU, whose product is annotated as iron-sulfur cluster assembly enzyme ISCU-like. Gene Ontology annotation, cellular component: cytoplasm; mitochondrial matrix. Gene Ontology annotation, molecular function: 2 iron, 2 sulfur cluster binding; ferrous iron binding. Gene Ontology annotation, biological process: intracellular iron ion homeostasis; iron-sulfur cluster assembly. NCBI's taxonomy places the organism in Eukaryota, Metazoa, Arthropoda, Malacostraca, Decapoda, Palaemonidae. The transcript has 4 exons. The record is from RefSeq and is a predicted model, not a curated record. The coding region runs from base 79 to 549 and encodes 156 amino acids.